GCCGAUGCGAGUGUGUAUGUGCGGGCGAGAAGAUGGCGGCGGCGGGGGAAGCAGCGUGAGGAGUCGGACGAGCCCCGAGGCUCAUUGAAACGGGCCGCCAUGGCCCUCCGCAACCCGCAGUAUAUUUUUGGAGACUUUAGCCCUGAUGAAUUCAAUCAGUUCUUUGUGACUCCUCGCUCUUCAGUUGAGCUCCCACCCUACAAUGGAGCAGUUCUGUGUGGCACACGAGCUACCGAUGAGCUACCCGACGGACGAGAGUAUCAGAGAAUUGAGUUUGGUGUUAAUGAAGCGAUUGAGCCCAGCGACACUUCACCGGGAACCCCUGACUGCAGUAUUUCAAGCACACUGAACCCUCAGGCCCCUGAAUUUAUCCUCAGUUGCACACCUUCCACAAAGACCCCUGACGGCGUAGAUAAGGACGCGGCCUUCAGCCCCGCGGACUGCCUGUGCCCAGGCCCCGCCCUCGCCCUGGACGCCGGCACUGGCGCGGAGGUGGGGGCCCUAGAGAGCGAUGGUGUCGCGGGCGGUCUCGGACAAAGGGAGCGUAAAAAGAAGAAAAAACGUCCCCCAGGAUAUUACAGUUACUUGAAAGAUGGCGGCGAGGGCAGCAUUCCCGCAGACGCCCUGGUCAAUGGCCACGCCAACCCCGCCGUCCCCAACAGCGUGGGCUCCGAGGACGUGGAGUUAGCGGGCGAAGCGCCCCCCUUGGGGACGCCUAGGACUUGCGGCAGCCCUCAGGAUUGUGCGGACUUUGGCGGCGACGCCGUGUGUGGCGGGCCUUUCCCCGGGGCCCCCGACGGCCACGCGAGGACUGCAGGGCCGCCCGGGGGCCGCGGCGGGGCCGACUCGGAGCAGCCCUGCCUCCCCGCCGAGGCCGCCAGGGACAGCCUGUCCAGGACAGCCGUGGCCCAGCCUCACGUGGGAGCUCAUACUACUGAAAACCCUGCCGUUGCUAACGGACAAAUACUUGAAUCCUCUGGUGAGGGCCCAGCAGCCAAUGGGGUUGAGUUGCACACCGUGGACGGCCCGGACUCGGACCCCACCAAGGCCGAGCACACGUCCCCUGCUGCCGAUGCCCCGGCCUCCACGGCGGGCGCCGCCCCCGCCGGCCCGCCCAAGUCCUGGGCCAGCCUGUUUCACGAUUCUAAGCCCUUUUCCUCCUUGCCCGUGGCUUCUGUGGAAACUAAGCCUUCCCCUCCUGUCCCGGCCCCCCUGGCCUCUGAAAAGCAGGUCGAAGUCAAAGAAGGGCUUGUUCCAGUGUCAGAGGACCCCGUAGCCAUAAAGAUCGCAGAGUUACUGGAGAAUGUGACCCUAAUACAUAAGCCAGUGUCAUUGCAACCCCGCGGGCUGAUCAAUAAAGGAAACUGGUGCUACAUUAAUGCUACGCUGCAGGCCCUGGUCGCCUGUCCUCCGAUGUACCACCUGAUGAAGCUCAUCCCUCUGUACUCAAAGGUGCAGAGGCCUUGCACAUCCACGCCCAUGAUAGACAGCUUUGUGCGGCUCAUGAAUGAGUUUACUAAUAUGCCAGUACCUCCCAAACCCAGACAAGCCCUUGGGGAUAAAGUCGUGAGGGAUAUCCGCCCCGGAGCUGCCUUUGAACCUACGUACAUUUACAGACUCCUGACCGUGAUCAAGUCGAGCCUGUCUGAAAAGGGGCGCCAGGAAGAUGCGGAAGAGUACCUGGGCUUCAUCCUGAAUGGGCUUCACGAGGAAAUGCUGAACCUGAAGAAACUCCUGUCACCCAAUAACCAAAAACUCGCCGUUUCCAACGGGCCUAGAAGCCACCCCGCGCACGAGGACCCGCAGGAGGAGCCGGGCGAAGGCAGCGAGGACGAGUGGGAGCAAGUGGGGCCCAGGAACAAGGCCGCGGUCACUCGCCAGGCGGACUUCGUUCAGACCCCCAUCACCGGCAUUUUUGGUGGACACAUCAGGUCUGUGGUUUAUCAGCAGAGUUCAAAGGAAUCUGCCACUUUGCAGCCAUUUUUCACGUUGCAGCUGGACAUCCAGUCUGACAAGAUCCGUACGGUCCAGGACGCACUGGAGAGCUUGGUGGCGAGGGAAUCGGUCCAAGGCUACACCACGAAAACCAAACAGGAGGUGGAGGUGAGCCGCCGGGUGACGCUGGAGAAGCUCCCUCCGGUCCUCGUGCUGCACCUGAAGCGGUUUGUGUACGAGAAGGCCGGCGGGUGCCAGAAGCUUGUCAAGAACGUCGAGUACCCUGUGGACCUGGAGAUCAGCAAAGAACUGCUUUCUCCGGGGGUUAAAAGUAAGAACUUUAAAUGCCACCGAACCUACAGGCUCUUUGCAGUGGUCUACCAUCACGGAGGCAGCGCAACGGGCGGCCACUACAGCACGGACGUCUUCCAGAUCGGCCUCAACGGCUGGCUGCGCAUCGAAGACCAGGCGGUCAAGGUGGUCAGCCAGCACCAGGUGGUGAAGCCCGCCGCCGAGCGCACAGCCUACCUCCUGUAUUACCGCCGCGUGGACCUGCUGUAGCCGCCUGCGCGCCGUGUGCCCGCCGCCGCUUCGACGCCGUGCCCUCCGACCUCCUUCCUGUCCCCGGCGGCUCUCCGGACGGGGCCUCGCUGCCCUCGCAGAACGGGCUAGAGCGGAGAGCAGACGCCUGGGGCCUGUGCGCCACGGCUCACGUUGACGCUGCUUCCACACCCAAAUCACUCGGUUGAACCGGGCCGUCGCUUGAUUUAAGAAAACACACAGAACCCGAGUUUCCGAAAUAAUGCUGAUUCCUGAGUAAGAGGGGGGAGCUCGCAUUCGACUCCCAGUCUAAUUGCUUCAUAGAAUAAAUCCUGCACCAGCAACACUUGUAAAUUUGUGAAAAUGAAUUUUAUCUUUCCUUAAAAAAUAAAUUUUUUAAUCCCUCACACUUCCUUCCCCACCCUUUAGUUUUUGAUAAAUGAUAAAAAUGAGCCAGUUAUCACAGAAGAGAUAGUUCUUCAAAAGAAACAUAAAUACAAAAAAUAAGUUGCUGGUUCCUAACAGGAAAAAUACACUUUAAUAAUUGUGCGAUGAAAAGCUGCUUACGUGCACAUUGCAGAUCAGACCCCUUGGGGGAUUGUCAACUUUAUUGCCAUUAAAAGAUUUCCAAUUGCAUUCAUGCUUCUGUGUACACGGAUGAAACACGGGCAAAUAACGAAGGAGGCUCUUCCCUCAGGUCGCUCUGUCUAACCCUGCCGCCUGCUCCUCUGUGACGCCGCGUCUCUAACUGCGCAGCUGAGUGACCCCCAGGGUGCAGGUUGUCGCCCAUCAAUAAAAAUCACAACGUUGGUGUAAA
This is a messenger RNA of Hyaena hyaena (striped hyena), 3292 nucleotides long. It is a transcript of the gene USP10, whose product is annotated as ubiquitin specific peptidase 10. Gene Ontology annotation, biological process: DNA damage response, signal transduction by p53 class mediator; regulation of autophagy; protein deubiquitination. Lineage: Eukaryota; Metazoa; Chordata; Mammalia; Carnivora; Hyaenidae. The record is from RefSeq and is a predicted model, not a curated record. The transcript has 14 exons. Gene Ontology annotation, molecular function: cysteine-type deubiquitinase activity; cysteine-type endopeptidase activity. Bases 100 to 2496 code for a protein of 798 amino acids. Gene Ontology annotation, cellular component: early endosome; cytosol; nucleus.